CAUUUCAUUCUGAUAAUAUUCAAUAUUUUUGAGAUUUUUUUCAAGUCCCAAAGAAACCCAUCCCAACAUCUUGGGAUCAGUUAAUUAAAAAAAACACUGAUAAUCAUACUUUUUACUUAUUCUACAAGCGACAACAACAUCAACAACAAAAAAAGAUUAGGAUUGUUAUCUCCCCACAACGGCCACACUUAAGAAAUCAUGUUAGUUUCACAAUACCCUUGGCAACGGGCAGUACUAGCUGUGGUCCAUAGACUCUUUGACAGAUCGCAGGGCAUAAAAAACAUGCACACUCUUAAGCAAGGUAUUCUAGUUGGCUGUGGCAAUCCAUUGCUGGACAUUUCCGCCAAUGUCGAGGAAGACUUAUUACAAAAGUACAAUCUGAAACCAAACGAUGCCAUUUUGGCCGAGCCAAAACACAUGCCCCUGUACAAGGAGCUAAUUGAAAAGUAUAAAGCUGAAUUUAUUGCUGGCGGUUCGGUUCAGAACUCACUGCGUGUCUGCCAGUGGAUUUUACAAAAACCCAAAAUUGCCACAUUCUUUGGCUGUGUUGGCAGUGAUGAUUAUGCCAAAAUUUUAGAAGAAAAUGCCACCAAGGAUGGCUUAAAUGUUCGAUAUCAAUAUAACACAGAGGCGGCGACCGGUACCUGUGCCGUUCUUGUAACCGGCACUCAUCGUUCGUUGUGUGCUAACUUGGCUGCAGCAAAUAAUUUCACACUGGAUCAUUUGCAAAUUCCCGAAAAUAAGAAGUUAUUGGAUGCUGCUGAAUACUAUUAUAUAUCGGGCUUCUUUUUGACCGUAAGUCCACCCAGCAUUAUGGAAGUUGCUCGCCUGGCACACAAACACAAUCGUACAUUUAUGAUGAACCUAAGCGCUCCAUUCCUAUCACAAUUCUUCAAGGAACCCAUGAUGGCCGCCCUACCCUAUGUCGAUAUACUGUUUGGCAACGAACAAGAAGUCGAGACCUUUGCCAACGAACAGGGCUGGACAACCAAAGAUAUCAAAGAGAUUGGCCGUAAAUUGGUGGCCCUACCCAAAGAGAAUGGCCAACGUGAACGUAUUGUCAUCAUUACUCAGGGUCAUUUGCCGGUCUUGCUCUUCAAGGAUGGCCAGAUCAGUGAAUUCGAGGUACCGCAAUUGUCACGCGACGAAAUGGUCGAUACAAAUGGUGCCGGUGAUGCCUUUGUGGGUGGUUUCUUGGCCCAAUAUGUGCAAAAGAAGUCAUUGGAUGUUUGCAUACGUUGCGGCAUUUGGUCGGCGGGGGAAAUUAUUAAACAAAGCGGUUGCACAUUUGAGGGUAAGCCAUCGUUUGAAGAGCAGCAGUGAAGGGGGAAGCAUCUUGAACAUGCAUGUCAGCCAUGUGUGUUUUAAACAAAAAACAAUGGCCUUUCAAAUUGAACUUAAUUAAUGUAGUUAUCCUUAACAACAACAACAACAAUAGCAACAACCAUGGGCAACAACAUUUACUUAUGCUAAGUAGUAAAACCUCCACUUCCAGCCGUAUAUCUUCCCAAAUAAAAGUUGUGGGUUUUUAUACUUUAAUAUAGAGAAAUUUGUUUAUAUAUAUAUUUUUUUGUAUUUUAUACACAUAUGUAUGUAUAUAAUUUUUGUUAUUUUUUGGGAAAUAAAAACGACUUUGGAAUUAA
Messenger RNA from Musca domestica (house fly), 1643 nucleotides. RefSeq names its product adenosine kinase (gene Adk2). Lineage: Eukaryota; Metazoa; Arthropoda; Insecta; Diptera; Muscidae. Gene Ontology annotation, biological process: purine ribonucleoside salvage. The transcript has 3 exons. Bases 199 to 1323 code for a protein of 374 amino acids. The record is from RefSeq and is a predicted model, not a curated record. Gene Ontology annotation, molecular function: adenosine kinase activity. Gene Ontology annotation, cellular component: nucleus; cytosol.